AUGGCAGGUAAAAACUCUCGGGGGCGGUCGGUGGGCGGAAAGAAGAAGGUUCAAUCCCCGUCGGGACGAACCUUUUCCAAGAGCCCGAAAAAGACCGGAGGCAAGAAGGAGGUUCAAUCCCCGCCGGGACGAACCUUUUCCAAGAGCCCGAAAAAGACCACCAAGGAGCCCAACACAAGGAACAUUGGGCCCUCAAAGACCGAGGAGAAGUCGCAGAUGCCGCAGUUCGACCAACUGGCGGCACAAUACGCAACAGCGGCGGUGCUCGACAAGGCAAUUGCCGAGCACACAGAGUUGGCGGGGCGCUUGAUGGAGCGCCAUGCGUCAAUUCUGCAGCGCCAUUACGCCUGGGCGAACCCAGUUCACCAGGCGUAUUUUUAUUGCACGGCGGUGGACGUCACCGGGGCGGCUUGCACGUUUGCAAGUGACGCCGAAGAGGACGUCCAGAAACACAUACGCGAACGCCACCCCGGGUCCGGGGCCGUUCCACGGCGUUUUGGCCUCUCGCGGUACACGGGAGGCAUGGCGAACAUCGGGCCAUCCUGCUCGGUAACCGCGGUCGUCGCCGCGCUCGCCACCGUCACUGGGGGAUAUCAACAGAACGAUAUCCUCCGAAAAGCCUUCCGGACGUCUUCCGCCGAAGACUCCAGGGCUUUCCUCCAGGCCUUGAACCUUAGGCUACCAAACUCCCCGGCAGCUGUCCUGGGAGCACUUGCCGCACGUGACGCGGCGACGGACGCCUUUUUCGGAGCGACAGAAUGUCACGAUACAUUCUGUAAAACAUGCGGAACCACGAUCGAGGGACCGCGGGUGAAGAGCUCAGGGGUCCUCACUUACACGGCCCCGCCGGGCUCGCCACAGGGAGGCACAGCCAAGGCCUUAGAGAACGCAUUUGGACCAGAGGCGACGGACGCAGUGCAAUACUGCAGCGUCUGCGGCUGCGAUGCACAGCCGUGCGUCAAUAUGGUGCACUACCUCUUCCACAACGCCGUAGCGGUGACCGUUGUCCCGCCACCGACACAGCCAAACAACCGAGGGCUCCCGGAGAUACCGCUGGAGGUCGGGUUUGCCACCCGGCCGCUGGCGGCGACGCCCUUCAUCCUCCACGCCGCACUGUGUGUAACCACGCCGACGCACCUGGUCGCAUACGUCGCCGAGCGGGUGGAGGAAACCACGUACUGGCAUUUGUAUGACGGAACCGUUCAUACAAAAGGAGUCAAGGCUCCGGACGCAGCAAAGGUUCGCAUGCUGCUCUACCUGCCAGUUCCGAUCCGCCACGACGUCGGAGAGGGGGACAACGAAGACGAAGAGCACAGUAACGGUCGGCCGGCGGGCGCGCCGCCGCCGCCGCCGCCGCCGCCGCCACCGCCCACUAGCCUAGGGACGGAUGAGUAUGGUCACGAGUUGUUCGGGAUUGUUCUGCCGGAGGGAUCCGCAGACACAGUCCCAGACGACGAGGACGAGGCGGAGGAAGACCAACCCACCGCCCCAUCACCACACCCCCUCCCAAACCACCCCCUCACCAUCCCUGACACUCCCCCGGCCAGGAGGGCUGAAGAAGAUGGGGAGGACGGCACUAGCUCGGAUGACAUCGAGCUGGUGCAGCCGGAGGGGCAGUUUCUGCACGGAGACAACGUGCAUAUUGCCCCAGCAGAAGGGCUCAGCUGCCCGUUCUGCGCCCACCGCUGGACCUCGGCCGCACGCCGGGCCCAGCAGACGGACCACGCCAACCACACCCAUGGCCAAGAACGGUGUGGUGCCGAGGCCCUGAAGCGGGCAGGACUGGACCGCUGCCUCGUGUGCGGGCAGUUCGUCGUUGCGUCCCGGCGCGGACGCGCAGCACACCUCCCCAAGUGCGGACCGUACGAGACGCGUGCGGUUCGCAACAGCAAGCGGGCACGGCAAGACCCUGCCACGCCCGUGGAAGGGGAGGACGACGUCGCGGACACGCCGCCGACGGUGGCGCCACAGCAAAGGCGCCGCGAGCCACCCACCGAGGAGGACCUCGAGUGGGUGAAGACGUGCCCCCCCACCAUCCGCACCCUGCGCAAGCAGGAGUGGGGGGUUUGGUGUGAAGCCGUGGGCCAGACGCUCCUGGGCUACACGGCUGCGACGCAGCAGGAGCGCCACCGACGCCAGAUCGCCAUGACGACUCUGGUGCGCACUCGACUGGCCAAGCCACAGCCGGAGGGUGCCGAGGAGGCGCCGAGGAGCGGCACCGAGGGGGUUGCGGCUGGCGACGACCAACGCCAGCGCAACACGGAGGAGGAGCUGCCCACGACACGGCAGCUCACGCCGGAGGAGAAGCGCAACAAGCGCAUCCUCCACCAGAUUUCCCUCGGUGCACUGGGGAAGGCGGCACGGACGCUCUUCCACGCACAGCUGCCGCGCGCCCGCGCCAGCGACGUGGUGGAGCAGCUGCAGGAGCUGCACCCCCAGGAGGACCCAGCCGGCUACCCCAUGCCGCCGCAGGUCCCGUACAUGCACGGCCUCAAGCCCGAGAAGGUCUUGAGGGCAAUAGUGCAGCGUCUCGGUCGCGCGUCCGCACCGGGACUCGACGGGUGGACGAGGGAGCUCCUCAUCCCCAUCGCCGAGGACGAAAACCUGCCGGUGGAGCUAACUACUUUAAUACAGGACAUCCUAAUCGGUAACGUGCAUGCCUCCUUCGCGACGCGCAUCCGAGCGUGUAUCCUGCACCCGUUCCGCAAGGACCUAACCUCCAAUAAGGUGCGGCCGAUAACACCCGAGUCCGCACUUCUAAAGAGGACGUCGCACAUCGCCCUGGACAGCGUCGAGAAACCGUUCCGCGAGACGUUCAAGGGGUGGCAGUACGGCGUGUGGGGCGACUCCACGGAGGCGGUAAAGCACAUCCGCGAGGCGUACGCGAGAGAGGGAAUCGACACCUUGGUCGCCCUCGACGCAACGAACGCCUAUAACUCCAUGGACCGCGACCACAUCCUUAAGACGGCGUAUAAGCAGCCGGAGCUGCGGGGCGCGUUCGGCGUAAUUAACAUGGCCCUCGGUGCGGCAGGAGAGCUGGCGCUGUACGAGAACGGCGUGAAGGUCCACUCCCUCAAAUCCACAAAGGGUGUACGCCAGGGCAUGGUGCUGGGCCCACUCCUGUUCGCGAAUGGGAUGACCGCGAAAGUGAAAAGGCUCAUGGUGAAGCACCACAAGGUGACGAUAGUAGCCUACUUGAGUGUCCUCUCCGUGAUGGACGAUAGCACAUCCUUGCCGAGCUUUUGGCAGAAGCAGACCACAGCUGCACAGUAA
Molecule: messenger RNA, 3273 nt
Organism: Leptomonas pyrrhocoris
Lineage: Eukaryota; Euglenozoa; Kinetoplastea; Trypanosomatida; Trypanosomatidae
Product: SLACS like retrotransposon element
Exons: 1
Coding region: 1-3273 (1090 amino acids)
Source: RefSeq, a predicted model, not a curated record